Messenger RNA from Lindgomyces ingoldianus, 650 nucleotides. RefSeq lists its product as uncharacterized. NCBI's taxonomy places the organism in Eukaryota, Fungi, Ascomycota, Dothideomycetes, Pleosporales, Lindgomycetaceae. The transcript is spliced from 3 exons. The record is from RefSeq and is a predicted model, not a curated record. Bases 193 to 591 code for a protein of 132 amino acids.
CCUUCAUCGGCACCGAAGAUACGCACAGUAGACACAAUCACGCUCCCCGUAGCUUCGAUCUUUGCACUUCAGUCCAUUAUCCUGUAGUUCGACCACUUCCGCGCCUGCAGGCGACUCCUUCGCGAGAUCCACUCCGCGGAUCAACACUGAACCCCUCGCCCAGAGCACCCCUCAGAUCCCCUCUCCGCCGCAAUGUGCUCGACCGGGAAUGAAGACGGGAAUCGAGCUGCGCAAGCCUCGUAUGCGCAUCGCAGCUCAGAGGAUCCUAUUUCCAAGAUCCGGUCACAGCGCCGAGAGGACCUCCAGCCUUCCUACGCGCAAGUUAUCAAGCAAGACGACACCGAUGACAACCACGGCUGGUAUGGCUCCAUGGUCAAUUCUUUGGGCUCAAUCAUUGGCACUCUCGGAGCUGUUCCAUGCUGCAUUGCUUGCCCAAACCCAUACAAGCCAGUCAACCAAGGCAACCGAGGCAACGUCGGUUUGGUUACGAAGUUUGGACGAUUCGCUCGCGCAGUUGAUCCCGGUCUUGUCAAGAUCAGCCCGCUCUCCGAACACCUGAUCCAGGUCGAUGUCAAGAUUCAGAGUAUCUAACCUGUCAACAGACCGCUCCACGGCACCCCGGUCAUCGUGAAAGAUCAGUUCAAUGCGCG